GUUCUCUGAAGUGUUACCAAAAUAUUUUGACUUAAAUUUAAUCUCUCACGUAAGAAAAGAAUGGUUAAUAUAAUCUGUGUUUGAUUUUAUACAAGAGUUUUUCAAUCAAGCUGCCUUUCCAGUGUUUCACAAUUUGUAUCCUGAUGUUGUGUCGAUAUGUACAAUAAUUAUAGUGAUACAGAUAUGCAGAUACAAGCACCAAAACUUACACCAAAUGAUCAGGAAGUUGAAGGCCUUAUCAAAAACUGUAGUAAAGAAGAACUUCAGCAAUUGUUAGAAGAUGAGGACAAGAUGAUUGGAUUAAUUACUGAUUUAAAUCAGGUUAAAAGGUUACAAACGGAUAAAGAAAUGACGAUAGUAAAAAACAAAAGCAUGGCUGAAUAUAAUCUGUCGAUAGAACCUAAAUUAUAUGACAUGAGAUCAAAGGUGGCCACACUGUAUGAGGAGGCUAACAAGCUAAAAACAGAACUUGCUACAGAUAAAUCAAGACUUGAUGCUAAAAGAGGAGAGAUUUCGUUAGAUGUAAUGAGUGUUAUGUUACAGACAGAAGCAGCCAAAUCUGAAGAAGACAGUGAAAAAUUAGCUGAUAACUUUUGUGAGGGAAAGGUUGGUCUUGACAAUUUUUUAGAAACCUACAUUUCAUCUCGAACUAUGUCACACUUACGACAAAUAAAAUCACAAAAAAUGAAUGAACUUGUGCGGGAGCUUUCACCGACUAGGAAUAGAGGACAGAUAAGCUCGUCAUAUAACAAUGAUAUUCGAUCUCCAGGACUUGCACCUUACCCUGCGUACAGUUCUAGCGCAGGACAGUAUCCAGCCUCUGGCUAUUCCAUGCCACAACCCUAUUAUGCUAGUUGAUUUUAGAUACAUGGUUUUAGGUUAUGUCAUGUUAAGAAAUAAAUGCAAGGUUUUUGACAAUGGUUCUUUUUUCUGUGAAAAAUUAUAAUUAUAUAUUGAGUGAGUGAUUCCUUAAAUGAGUACACUUAUUAAUUGUAUAUACAUAUAUUUUUAUUGUAACUUUUCAAUGUUAUAACUACCUUGGAUAAAGGGUUUCAUUAUCUUCUAUGUUGACUGGUUCUUUUCCCAUGUAUUUCUUUUCUUUAUACCUUAUAAAAUAAUUCCUUAACUCAGACAGUACUAUUUAAAAGGAUAAAAUAAUGGGUAGAGUCCCUUAUUGAAAUGCCUUAUUGAAAAUUCAUAUAAUUGGUAAUUAAGGUGGUACCCAACACCUUAACUAAAAUUAAUUUGGCUCCUUUAAUUUUCUUAAAAUUUUGACAAAGAAUUUACUUUAACCCUUUGACAAAAAUAUCAAAAUUUCAAAAAAUUUAACUAACUGUUUAAUCAGAAAAAUUACACUGGUUAUAAGGGCUCUAUAAGCAGUUUGACAAAGACUUAUUUUGAUCAUUGAGAAGCUUAAUAUUCCCUUAACAACCCAAAAUCAUUAAAACGUUCUCCUGAUUUUACAGAGUUAUCUCCCUGUAGUGUUAGGUACCACCUUAAUCUAGCAUUUGGUUACUCAAUUAUUUCCAUUUUUAGAUUGUUCUUGGAUGUAUUAUUCAUUUCAAUGUCAGACUUUGUUAAAGGUUAUUUCUACAAAACUAGUUACAGACAGGUGUAUCAAUUAUUGAACAAAAUUUAGACUAUUGUCAUUUUUAGUGUAGUUAGAAUGGUUGUGCUGGUAACACUUUAAUAAAAUAAAUGUAUGUUGGCAUUUGUUUUUGUGGCACUUCGGAGAUUCUGGUGUUCCUUGGUUUUCCUCUUAUAGUUGAUAUGUUUCCCUCAGUUUGUAAACUUGAGUUGUUUUCUAUCAACCAAUUUUUCUAUCAACCAAUUUAUGACUUGAACACUGGUAUACUACUGUUGCCUUUAUUUAUAAACAGUAUUAUAUACAUUUGUAUGUAUAUUUGAAUAUUUUAUGUGACUAGGAUUUUUCAAAAGCAAAAAUUCAUGAAAUGAGUAGAAAUUAAAUUACACUUGUUUUUACUGUAGAAGCACAUGUUAUUUGGAAUCAAAUGCAUAUAUUUGUAUUUCUAAUAAAAAAAAAACCUCACCUGUGAAAAGUUAUGCUAUAGAUAAUUCUUCUUUUAUAUGUGAUUUAUGCAAAAAAAGAUGUCACUUUUGAAGACUGAAGUCCCAAAACAUUUUGUAUCUGACUUUCCUUACAAAUAAUUUGUAACAAAUGAAAUAUAUAUUUGCACUGUCUUGAUUUUAUGCAAUUAAGCCUUCUUUAUACCUGAAUUUUAUUUUGAAACAUUAUUUGAAUUUACUAUAACUUCUGUCAUUGAUAAAACUCACAUUAAUUCUAAGUCAACUGUGUUGAAAAUAUUUAUUUUGAAUUAUUAUAUUUUGUGUUUUUGACAUACCUUUUAUGUAGAGUCUAGACCAUUUGUGAAUUUUAUUGCUGUAGAGAUUUUGUUUGUUUGACACCAACUAUAUAUUUAGUUUUAAACUUUUGUAGGUCAUUACUGAUAAAUGUUGUAUUAAGCUCUAUUGUUAAGUUUGAUAUUAUUUCCACAAACAUAUUUUCAUACUGUAUAAGUGUGGAGUCUUUCUAUAUAGUGUGUCUGUGAACAAUGUUGUAUAUUUUUUGUUCGUUAUUUCAAAAUCUGAUGUAUUCAUUAUAAUUUUUUCAAAAGUCUACAUCAUUAUGAUUGGUUAAAAAAAAAAGUCCCGACAAUAGAAGUUCAAACAAGGACUUGAUGUUAUUUUCAUUUUGGGGUAUGUUAAUGAAAAUUGCAGACUGUUACUGUGGAUUCAUUAUUAUUCGUUGGAUACCAAUUUUGGUUAGUACAGGUGAACCACGAAUUAAAAUGUCCAACGAAUUACACAUUUUCUAUAGGUUGUGUAUACAGCGAUUAUUAAAACCACGAAAUCAGAUACCCAAGAAAAUUCAAGUUUGCCUCAUUCCACGAAAAUUGAUAUCCACGAAAAUAAAUGAAUCCACAGUAUUGACCACAUGAUUGCUUAAAAUACCAGGGGUGGAUGCAAGAACAAUAUUUGUUAACUUCAGAUUCAGCAGUUUAUGUUGGGGAUAAACUUAAAUAUUAAUAAUUUGGUAAAAUUGUUUGCAAAUAAACAUUUAAUAUGUCGAAUUCUAGUGAUAUUCAAGAUUCUGUUCGUGUGCCUGUCCAUCAGUGGUGUUCCUAUUAUGACUUAAAGUUUUUUUUGUCAUUAAGAGAAUUUGAUGUUGUUUAUAUGUAUUUGUUCCAUAAAAAUAUAAAGGAGAAAAGAAGUUAUGACCAAUUUCAUUAAAAUUAUUUUUAAAUUUUUCUAUUUUGUGAUUUAGAAAUUUUAUAUUUCAGACUGGUGAUAUAUGUUUCCAAAAUGUGUUUGUCUCAUUCUGUUUUUGGUGUUGAUGUUCACUAACAAAUGAUUAUAUUUCCUCUAAUUAAUCAGUAAAUUAUUAAUUAAAUUGAAUUUUAAUUUUGUGAUAAAAGUUUGAAAUUAUAAGAGCUUUUAUUUUCUUAUUUACAUUCGAACAUUAUGUUUGAAUAUUGAAUAUUGUUAAUUUGGACACAUUGAACCAUUUUUUUCUAUUUCUGUUUUGCUUUUCUCAUCCUGAAUUUGUUAUACAUAUUUAUAUGAAAACUAAUUUUAAAGCAUCUUUAAAAGAAUUUGAUCUUCCUACCUACAUGUAUUGAGAAUAUAUUUUUAAACAAAACUUUAUUGACCUGCUUACUGGACAUAAACAUUUACCAACUGAAAUGGUCUAUUUUGAAUUAAUCAGGCACCAAUUCUUCAAUCAAUCAGGGUGAAAAUUAACCUUAAGUUUUGUUCUUAUAUUUGUCUUUAACUUAUGAAGAUUCAAAGAACAAUUUUGUUGUUGUCAUAGUUAGAGUUAUAAAAACAAAUUCUGUUUUGAUUAAACCUGAAAUAUAGUGGCAAUACUUUAAAGCAUUGAUCAAGAUUAUAACUGUUUCAAAAAUUAUGAUCCAAUUUUUUUGUAGACUGUUUCAGGUUCUUUUAUUUAAUUUUACACAUACUAGAGGUAGCAUUAGCAGACAUGUUUAGUAAUAUACUUAUGCGUAAGCAACUAUGUACACAUUUAAUUGUAUGAAAAAUGAUUGGUUAUGAAAAAGUGCUUUUGUUUUGUUAUGUCAGUGUCUCUGUUUAAUACAUAAAGGAUUAUGGACUUUGUGAAUAUUUGAUUAUUUUGGUUAUGCAAAAGUCUACAUACAACCCUUUUGUUUGAAAUAUUUAGUUGAUUUUAUAGGGAAUCACUGAAGCAUGACUGGAGCAGGUCCCUCUUAGGCAGUCAGUGGGUCCCUACUUGUGGAAAUUUCUGGAUCCACCACUGCUAUUCAAAUAAAAUCGUAAUUAAAAUAGUCGUCAAAACAGUUUUUUUGAGAUUGUAGUUGUACUAUGUGUGUUUUCAUGUUUAUUGUUUUACACAUGUAAAGAUUAUUUUUUUUUUCAUCGCUAGCAAACAUUGAAGAGAUUUAUCCUGGUUUGAGGCAUUUGCGCUUACAUUCAGAAAUUUAUCCCAUAUUUUAAGCAGUUAAAACUGAAAACCCAAGUUUAAUGAAGUACUUAACCAAAAUCUUCAUGGCAAAACCAUAUAUUACAUGUGUUCCCAAUAUUAAUAAACAGAUGCAGAUAUAAGAUAGGCAUUAUCUACAGGUGAGCUUUACAGUUGUAGGCAUUAUCUACAGGUGAGCUUUACAGUUGUAGGCAUUAUCAGUGUGAAGCUCUCUGUUAAGAUUUACUUUUUAGAAACACCCAUAUCUUACAUAAGUUAUAAUAUACUGUAUCAGUCCAAUGUCAGAGCCAUUUUUGCCAGGUACUGGUUAUUCAUGUUUUGACAUCUUAACUUAUAUCCAUUGUACAUUUGUUGGCUAUCUUUUUUAAAACACCCGAAGUUGAUAGAGAUAUUGGGUUCAUACACAGAGAAUGAUGAUACACUAAAUCGAAUAAACUGGUCUGAAAUUACAGUGUUGACCUUAUUAGUGAUUUGUUUUUAUUUUACCAAUUAUAACAGUUAUUUAAGAGUUCCAAAGAAGUAUAUAGUGGAAAACAAGUUACAUAUUUUAAAAAUUGGAAAUGAUACUAAACUGUAUUAACCAAGACAUUGUACAAUACAGUUAAAAGGUUACAAGCUGUAGAUGCUAUUGAAGUUUCACUUUUUAGAAUUGUUUUAUAGUGAUUAUGAUUUACAUAAAGAUGACAUUUCACAAUAUUAAAUAUUUAAGAACAUU
Mytilus trossulus (common blue mussel) is the source of this 5195-nucleotide messenger RNA. Its product is annotated as vacuolar protein sorting-associated protein 37B-like. Gene Ontology annotation, cellular component: ESCRT I complex. Gene Ontology annotation, biological process: ubiquitin-dependent protein catabolic process via the multivesicular body sorting pathway; protein targeting to membrane; protein targeting to vacuole. The transcript has 5 exons. NCBI's taxonomy places the organism in Eukaryota, Metazoa, Mollusca, Bivalvia, Mytilida, Mytilidae. Bases 157 to 858 code for a protein of 233 amino acids. The record is from RefSeq and is a predicted model, not a curated record.